AUGGCUUCCCAAAUCGCCGUGUCCAAUAUAGGCAAGGCGCUCGCUGCUAAAACGGCUUCUGUCGAUAUUCCCGUCUCUCGCGACGCUGCGAAGGAUAGCAGGGGCGGCUUCGCUGUCGCAUCUGCUCGUCCCGGACAGCAUACGAUGCUUCCUACUCCCCCCAACUCUAUCUCCCCUUCUCUCGCUCCCCUCGGCUUCAAGAAUAAGCAUCAGCAGCAUCAUGUUGGAACCCUUCCCCUCUCCCCUCCCGUCGCCCACAUGCACGUCGAUUCCGACAUUGAUCUGCAGGACGCGGUCGACCAUGCGAAAAGCCAGGACCAUCAUCCUCAUGUGUCUCCCAAUGCUCAGAACCUCGAUAGCGUUGGCGCCAUCACCCCGGCGAUGUUGGCCAAAUUCCAUCUACCGGAUAUUCUCCUUGCUCACGGCCCGCUGGCAAUCCGCCAUGUCAUGGGCCACCUCACCACUUCUGUGCCGGGCUUUGCAGGUAUCCCGCCUGCCAAAGCACGCCGACUGGUUGUGGGAGCAUUAGAAGGACGAGGCAACGGAGGCGAAGGUGGUGGCACUCAUGGCGACGUUAUAUUCGAAAAGGUCGGCUGGGGCCGCUGGGAUGCUCGUCUUCGGGGCCAGCCUCCCCGUGAACGGCAGGCCUAUACUUCUUCUUUCCCUUCUACGUCGCCGCCAUCCAGCUUCCCAUCUGGAGGGGUACAGAUUCCCCAGCACUCGCAGUGGAGAAAUGCGAAUAAUCGACCGGCUUACGGCACUAGUGUAGCCGACUCUGCAAUCUUUUCGCAUUCCGAUUUGGACUACGGCGACCACGAAGCUGACAAAAUGUCUCUAGACGGUGACGAAUCCCAUGAUUAUUGCUCUGAUUCCGAUAUGCCGGAAGACGCCGUUCCCGAUGACGAAUGGGACGAAGGCGAUAUAACCGACGAAGAAGACUGGGCCGGCAUCGGUGCUGAUGCCCUUCGUGCCCGAUCUCCCAAUGGAGGAGGGAUUGUAAAUACAACAAAUCAUUCUGUACAUACAAAGACGCAACGCCUCCCCAGAGGCCCUGCGCCAGCUACCCUGGCCAAGUCUGUGCCAGGCCGCAUUACGAUUCAACAACUGGGGUUCUCUUUACCUGACGGCGUCGGUGGUGAUGUCGAAGAACGAGCUGCAGUCGAAGCGCUUUUGCGGUUGGGUUCUAUGUAA
This is a messenger RNA of Talaromyces atroroseus, 1191 nucleotides long. RefSeq lists its product as hypothetical. The coding region runs from base 1 to 1191 and encodes 396 amino acids. Gene Ontology annotation, cellular component: nucleus. The record is from RefSeq and is a predicted model, not a curated record. NCBI's taxonomy places the organism in Eukaryota, Fungi, Ascomycota, Eurotiomycetes, Eurotiales, Trichocomaceae. The transcript has a single exon. Gene Ontology annotation, biological process: positive regulation of transcription from RNA polymerase II promoter by glucose. Gene Ontology annotation, molecular function: sequence-specific DNA binding.